UAAGGUUAAGUUGUUUGAGUUUCUUUUUUUGUUAAUUUUCAUGUUUAUUAGAUUUGUGGAAUUUGGUUUUGUGGGUGUUAUUUGAUUAUUUUCCAAGUAGUGGGUUUUGUGCAAAAGCAAUGUCAGUUUCAGCUGCAAUGGCUCCAAUUAAGAAACCAUCUGUUAAAGUUGGAAAAUUUGUUCGAUUUAUCUUGAUUUCAGUCAUUUUGAUAUCUGUACUUUUAUGGUCUGUCUCACUGAUUAGAACUAAUUUUGGAACAAAUUAUGCAACUGGGUCUGAUGAGAAUGUAUACAAACAAUUACCUUUGGCCUCUUUUCAUAGACGUCGAAACAUCGAAUUUCCGAAACAGAAUGAACUGUCGAAAUAUUUGGAGGAACGGAACCGUUUGCCUCCAAGGAACUUGGAUCUGUAUCCGUAUCUACCCAAGGAUCAUGUCGUGAUCGUGUUGUAUGUUCAUAAUAGGCCACAAUAUCUCAAAGUAGUUGUUGAGAGCUUGUCUCAUGUUGAGAGGAUAAAGGAGACCUUACUUAUAGUUAGUCAUGAUGGGUAUUUUGAAGAGAUGAAUAAGAUUGUGGAAGGCAUUAAAUUCUGUCGGGUUAAGCAGAUAUAUGCACCGUAUUCUCCACAUAUAUUUCCUGAUAGAUUCCCUGGUGUUUCUCCUCUAGAUUGUAAGGGUAAGGAUGAUGCAAGUGAAAAGAAGUGUGCAGGCAACCCUGAUCAGUAUGGGAACCAUCGGUCUCCGAAGAUUGUCUCUUUGAAGCAUCAUUGGUGGUGGAUGAUGAACACGGUGUGGGAUGGAUUGAAGGAGACUAAAGAUCACUUAGGUUAUAUUCUCUUCAUUGAAGAAGACCACUUUAUUCUUCCAAAUGCUUAUAGGAAUCUCCAGUCGCUUAUAAAGCUGAAACCUGAAAAGUGUUCAAGCUGCUAUGCAGUUAAUUUGGCUCCGUGGGAUGUGAAAUCUAGAGGAGAAGGUAUUUCAUCAUUGGUUGCAGAGAGGAUGGGGAAUAUUGGGUACUCGUUUAAUCGAACUGUUUGGAAGAGAAUCCACAACAAGGCUGAAGAGUUUUGUUUAUUUGAUGAGUACAAUUGGGACAUAACAAUGUGGUCUGAGGUCUACCCUUCAUUUGGAAGUCCUGUAUAUACAUUACGAGGACCUAGAAGUAGUGCCGUUCACUUUGGAAAAUGUGGGCUGCAUCAAGGCCAAGGGGACAUAGAUGCUUGUAUCGAUGAUGGUUCUGUCAACAUUGAUGUACAGAAUGAUGACAGAGUCAUGAACAUUAACUCACAGUGGGAUGUUUUUUUCUAUGACCAUCAAGCAGGAUAUAAAGCUGGAUUUAAAGGUUGGGGGGGCUGGGGAGAUACAAGGGACCAUCAGCUAUGCCUGAAUUUUGCUUCCAUGUAUCAUAACGACUAACAAGUUCAUCCAUAGUUUUGAAGUAAAAGAGUUGUUAUACCUUAUAUUACUCUCCCACUUUAGAUGCUUGUGCUGUUCUGCCAAUUUAACACAACAAUCUCGGUCAAUCACUCUCUUCUGUGACAUUGUAAGAGUAUCUCUUAUGUUCAUUUACAGCGUGUUCUUUUGGGCAGUUGCCAGUUGUGAUGGUGCUUUCAUCAUUACUUUUUACUUGUAUACUUCUUUGUCUCUUUCUUUUAGUUAAUUUUUUUUGUUGAAUAGAGCCUUUUGUAUUUAGAUUUAUCAUAGAAUCAUCUUGAAUACAAUUACCUUAUUGGAUUCGCUCA
This is a messenger RNA of Beta vulgaris subsp. vulgaris (sugar beet), 1741 nucleotides long. RefSeq names its product alpha-1,6-mannosyl-glycoprotein 2-beta-N-acetylglucosaminyltransferase. Gene Ontology annotation, molecular function: alpha-1,6-mannosylglycoprotein 2-beta-N-acetylglucosaminyltransferase activity. NCBI's taxonomy places the organism in Eukaryota, Viridiplantae, Streptophyta, Magnoliopsida, Caryophyllales, Amaranthaceae. Gene Ontology annotation, cellular component: Golgi membrane; Golgi stack. The record is from RefSeq and is a predicted model, not a curated record. The transcript has a single exon. Bases 120 to 1415 code for a protein of 431 amino acids. Gene Ontology annotation, biological process: oligosaccharide biosynthetic process; protein N-linked glycosylation.